Rhopalosiphum maidis (corn leaf aphid) is the source of this 1143-nucleotide messenger RNA. Its product is annotated as cathepsin B-like. Gene Ontology annotation, molecular function: cysteine-type endopeptidase activity. Gene Ontology annotation, cellular component: lysosome. The record is from RefSeq and is a predicted model, not a curated record. Gene Ontology annotation, biological process: regulation of catalytic activity. Bases 74 to 1087 code for a protein of 337 amino acids. NCBI's taxonomy places the organism in Eukaryota, Metazoa, Arthropoda, Insecta, Hemiptera, Aphididae. The transcript is spliced from 6 exons.
UAUUCUUUAGUUUAGUUGAAUAGUCAACUAUUGAGUUGUUAUUUUAAAAAUUUGUGCAUUAUUAAUUAACACCAUGGUUAGGAUUAUAUUUUUAACUUUCGUAAUUUUGUUUGGUGUUUACUUAACAGAACAAGCAUCAUUUUUAUCACAAGAUUACAUUGAUGAAAUAAACUAUGUAGCUACAACAUGGAGAGCUGGUCAAAAUUUUCAUCCAAAUACACCAAAAGAAGCAAUUUUGAGGUUGUUGGGUUCUAGAGGAGUUGGAGCUGCUGCUAAAACAAACGGUCCAUAUAAAACCAGCGAUCCCAAUUACGUAUCGGAGAACAGAAUUCACAAGAAAUUUGACGCGAGAAAAUAUUGGCGCCACUGUAAAACGAUAGGCGCAGUUCGCGAUCAAGGAAACUGCGGUUCUUGUUGGGCUUUUGGCACUACAGGGGCAUUCGCAGACAGACUUUGCGUGGCAACAAAUGGAGAUUACAAUCAACUCGUGUCCGCUGAAGAGCUAGCUUUUUGCUGUCAUACUUGUGGUUUUGGAUGUAAAGGAGGUUACCCGAUUAAAGCUUGGGAGUAUUUUAAAAGACACGGCGUUGUUAGUGGUGGCAACUACAACACUACCGAUGGAUGUCAACCGUACCAAGUUCCGCCUUGUCUUCAUCAUCAAGAAGGAGAAGGUUCGUGUGAUAGCCAACCAAGAGAAAGCAAUCAUAAAUGCUCCAAACGUUGUUACGGUAACGAAACGAUCAAUUACAACAGUGAUCACGUGAAGACUAGAGACGCGUAUUACCUUACAUACGACUCUAUUCAAAAGGACGUGCAAACUUACGGGCCAAUCGAAGCAUCAUUCGAUGUAUACGACGACUUUUUGAAUUACAAAAGUGGGGUUUACGCAAAAACUGAAAACGCGACAUAUUUAGGAGGACAUGCUGUUAAGUUAAUUGGAUGGGGAGUCGAGCAUGGUGUAAGUUAUUGGUUAAUGCUCAACUCUUGGGGUUAUGAAUGGGGACAAAAUGGACUUUUCAAAAUACAAAGGGGCACAAAUGAAUGCGGAAUCGACAAUUCAACUACCGGGGGAGUACCUUAUAUAUAAUAUGUUCACAUAAAAUAAUAUUUGUUAUUUUAAAUAAAUUGAUUUCAAUUUUCAAA